Molecule: messenger RNA, 1974 nt
Organism: Diaporthe batatas
Lineage: Eukaryota; Fungi; Ascomycota; Sordariomycetes; Diaporthales; Diaporthaceae
Exons: 1
Coding region: 103-1677 (524 amino acids)
Biological process (GO): 'de novo' pyrimidine nucleobase biosynthetic process; pyrimidine ribonucleotide biosynthetic process
Cellular component (GO): mitochondrial inner membrane; cytoplasm
Molecular function (GO): dihydroorotate dehydrogenase activity
Source: RefSeq, a predicted model, not a curated record
CUUGCCAGCUCAACGUCAUCCCUCCUUCCUACUUCAGUCCUCGCUCCCUCGACGCCAGCGAGCCAUUGAGCCCUGGCACCGCCCGGCGCCACUCCUUCAACCAUGGCUCGACUGACACCCGGUGGUCUGCGCACCCCCUUGACGGCCAUGCGCCUCUCCAGGCCAGCUCCCCGACCUCGAUUUGCAUUUGCGCUACACCAGGCCGCACUCCGCUCUGCGUCAACCUCCCCCUCGUCCUCGACCGCUUCCUCUUCGAGCUCCCAGCAGCAGCGCGAGGGCCCCAAAGAGCCACCCAGGCGCUCUGCCAUCGGUUUUGGCACAGUCGCCCUGUCCACCUCGCUCCUGGCCUCCGCCUACCUCCUCUACCUUUACGCGACCGACACGCGCGCCUCGUACCAACAAUGGCUCGUCCCACCCCUCCUGCGACUCGUCUACCCCGACGCCGAGGAAGCACACCACGUCGGCACCAAAGCCCUGAAGCUCCUCUACGAGCUGGGCCUGCACCCGCGCGAGCGGCCCACCCGGGCCCCGGGUAUCGUCCCCGAGCCCAGCGACCUCGCCACCCAGGUCUUUGGCGUCAACCUCGCGAACCCGAUCGGCAUCUCCGCAGGCCUGGACAAGGACGCCGACAUCCCCGACAUCCUGUUCGAGCUCGGCGCUGGCGUCGUCGAGGUCGGCGGCUGCACCCCAAAGCCGCAGGAGGGGAACCCCAAGCCCCGCGUGUGGAGGGUGCCCACCGUCGAGGGCAUGGUCAAUCGCUAUGGCCUGAACAGCCGCGGCGCCGAUGCUAUGGCCGCGAGGCUGCGAGACCGUGUGCGCAAGUUUGCCAGGUCCCUGGGCCUGACCGAGCGGCAGGUCCUCGACGGGGAGGGCACAGACGUCCCCCCGGGCGGCUUGCUCCCCGGGCGGCUCCUCUGCGUGCAGGUCGCGAAGCAGAAGGACACGGACGAGCGCGACGUUGACGCCGUGGCGAGGGACUAUGUCUACUGUGUGAACCGGGUGGCCCCCUACGCGGAUAUCCUGGUCGUCAAUGUUUCCAGCCCCAACACCCCCGGGCUAAGGGACCUGCAGGCUGCGGAGCCCCUGGGGAGGAUACUGAGCGCCGUCGUCCAGGAGGCAAGGAAGACGAACCGUAAGACAAAGCCCAAGGUCAUGGUCAAGGUCUCCCCAGACGAGGACGAGAGCGCGCAAAUGGCCGGCAUUGUGCAGGCUGUGUACAUGAGCGACGUGGACGGCGUGAUUGUGGGAAACACCACCAAGCGGAGGUCUGGUCUUGUCCCAGAGGGCGUCAGGCUCAACUCCAGGGAGCAACAGGCGCUCACCGAGACUGGCGGGUUCUCCGGCCCGUCCAUGUUUGAGCGCACGCUGGACCUGGUCGGAAGGUAUCGUAAGAUGCUGGAUGCGCAGUCACUAAAGGCCGAUGAGGAGCAGGACGGUUCUACGGCCGCCCAGGCCCUUGAGAGCACUGUGUCUAGCAAAGCACAGGACUCGAAACAGGCUCCGCGGAAGGUCAUCUUUGCCACCGGCGGCAUCAAGAACGGCGAGCAGGCACUCAGGGUCUUGAACGCGGGUGCCAGCGUGGCUAUGAUUUACACCAGCAUGGUCUACGGCGGGGCUGGUACGGUGACGCGGAUCAAGGGAGAGAUGAGGUCGUCUUUAACCGAAGGAAAGGCUUGAACGGGUCCCUGCAAUACUUUGGGAAGCGGUGAAUAGACAAAAUGACGUUCUCAGAGGUAUAUACACAGCGUUUGAGUUAGAUAUCCAACUUCAAACUGAAUCUUGUGAUACAGCAGUUUGUAUAUAACCUUGACAAGACCGUGUUGAUUCCAGUCGGGUGUCAUAUGGUACGAGGUGUCUGUAUGUGACCAUUUUCCUAUGUAGCUAGGUAAGUAGUGAGCCGCUAUGUUGUGUCGUUAUGCAGUGUUUUAUAAAGAUAUGAAGAUAUUUACAGAGUGGUGGUUGAAUAUAAGAGUG